AUGAGUAGUGUCGCACAACUCUCGAUUGCAUUGACGUCGUCGCGCGAUGCGAUUGAAGCUUCGAUCAGAGGAUGCGGUUGCAGUUGCCGCCAAUGUUCCUUUCAAUCCCUCGGCGCCAUCGUCGCAAAUCGAGAAGAUGCCGAUUUACUCCCUCUGCCGGCCAUGAAGGACUCUCGAGAAUCGGUUCCAUGGUUGAGACAUACAUACCUCGUGGAAGUUCGUGAUGGUCGUUGGGUUCGUGGAUGGUGGAUGGAAUGUGUGAAGUUUUUCACGAUGCAAAAUCGAAAAAUAUUCUGUCGGAUCUGGUUGUGCCGCACGGACCCACCUGCGAGCCCUGCCUCGCCUAGCGUGGGCUUAAGCGACCACUAUCUUGGAGCAAGACACACUGAAAUCGCAGAAUCUCCAGAAAUUACUCCCGUACAAUCCACGCGAAUUUCCACCAACACCUCUUACAACAACAACUUGUUCUUCGAGGACCGGAAGUCAUCAAAUACAGUCAAGAUGGUAGGGCGCCCUCUACCCCAGCUCUCACCCUCGAAUUGUCGAAAUUGACGAAUCCGAAUUCCAACUUCUCUUUCAAUUCCACAAUAUGCUAAUCAAUGUGGGGGGAAUCAACAGUCUGACGCAGAAGACAACGCCUCCAAUGCCCCCGAUGUCGCGGAAGCCGAAGAAGUCGAGGUUUCUGGAGAUGCCACAUCCAAGGGACAAAUGUCAGUUCUCGACGCCCUGAAGGGUGUUCUCAAGCUCGCUCUCAUGCACGACGGUCUCGCCCGCGGUCUGCGCGAAGCUUCCAAGGCUCUGGAUAGACGUCAAGCACACAUGUGCGUUUUGAACGAGGCUUGUGAGGAGGAGGCAUACAAGAAGUUGGUCGUUGCUCUGUGCUCAGAGCACAAGAUCCCUUUGAUCAAGGUUCCUGAUGGAAAGCAAUUGGGCGAGUGGGCUGGUUUGUGUAGGUAUCACCGAGUCCCCAGGUCUGCGCAUUUACUGAUUCCAUCUAGGCGUCUUGGACCGUGAAGGAAAUGCGCGCAAGGUUGUCAACUGCUCCUGCGUUGUCGUCAAGGAUUGGGGUGAGGAGUCUCAAGAGCGAUCGAUCCUCCUCAACUACUUCCAAACCGAGCAAUAAUGUCAAAAUAAAAAUUGGACGGAUGGAUCUAUGGAGUUUUUUCUUGCGGCGAAUAGACAUUAGCCUUCGCUGAGCUUCUCUUUCUGAUGUAUUCUUACACAAGAUGCACAUUAUGAAGGGGUGGAAUGAACUUGGCAUAUGGGGUAUCAUACAAAGCAAUUUUAAAGA
Hymenoscyphus albidus is the source of this 1291-nucleotide messenger RNA. The record is from the annotation of a GenBank genome assembly. Lineage: Eukaryota; Fungi; Ascomycota; Leotiomycetes; Helotiales; Helotiaceae.